Amphimedon queenslandica is the source of this 1181-nucleotide messenger RNA. RefSeq lists its product as uncharacterized. NCBI's taxonomy places the organism in Eukaryota, Metazoa, Porifera, Demospongiae, Haplosclerida, Niphatidae. The record is from RefSeq and is a predicted model, not a curated record. The transcript is spliced from 2 exons. The coding region runs from base 157 to 1131 and encodes 324 amino acids.
CCCGGUCCCGCGGCUCCAUUCACCGCUUUCCCUGCCGGCGGAGGAAACUCAUCAAGUUCUGUUAAAUCUGUUUACAUAUGUAAUAGCCAUAGUGACCAACGAGUGAAAAUUAAAACAAGCCAAAUCAAUAUCACUCUUUUGGGAAAAGUUUUUGAUAUGUUCCCUGACAGUAUUUUCUUACUCUCAUGCAACUCUGGACACGUUCUGACUGCUGACGCUAAUGGAGAGUUCAAUAAGAAUACUCUGGAGAGUGAAGAUGAGUGGUAUUGUCACGGCAAUGCCAUCAUUAAAGCUACGACAGAUGACAAAUUUAAAUAUCUAUACCAUCAAAACCCAAAUUUUCAUCGGGGAAAGCAAACACCAAAAGGAAGAUAUGCUCCAUUUUCGAGGAGUGGAGCUGGAGCUCAUCGAAAUAAGCCUCCUGGUGUCAUAGCUGCGGAACUUGAAUGGACAAAAACUAUUGAAAUAUUUCAUUAUAAUGAUAAAUGGGAGAAGACUGGCAACUUGCCUUUGAGGCUAAAUGAAGCAAAGGCUACUGUACCUUCAGUUUGUGGGAUAGCUAGUAAUGAAGCUUUUGGUGGCAAGGACUGUGUUAUUUUGGAUUUGGAUUUUUUGAAGAUACCUGACACUCAGUCAACUAGAGGAUCAUUAUUUUGGAGGACAGCUAAAAAAGUACGAGCUGUUCUACAAGAAGACUACCACAAAGGUUAUAAAAGUUCAGGGGCAUCUAAAGAACCUAGAGCCAAAGCAACUGUAGAAUCUCUUGAAGAGAGAUUAAGGAAAUUAGAAGAAUCCACAGCUCAUUCUGGUAAGGCUGCAGCUGAUCAAUCCGUAUUACUGCAAGCUGAAGUUGCUUCAUUGAAAAUAAAGUUAAGCAUGUUAAACGAUAUUGUAGACGAAGUAGCUUCAUCCUAUAAAUGUACCAUUUGCAUGAAGUAUCCAGUACAGCCACUUUACAAAGCACCCUGCUGUCAAGAAGUCCUUGGCUGUCAUUUAUGUGUAGAAGAGUGGUUGGUUAAUAACCCAACAUGUCCCCUCUGCCGUGCUACUCUCUCUCUUGAAAAUGUGAUUAAUAUUCCAAUAAUAAAGCCACUGGCUGAUGUACUAUCUAGGAUAAAGGGAAAUCAUUAAUGAUACCUACAUAGUACCUAUGGACUGCCUGGACUUGACUAAUUUUUUUU